This is a messenger RNA of Drosophila santomea, 1239 nucleotides long. RefSeq lists its product as uncharacterized. The coding region runs from base 231 to 554 and encodes 107 amino acids. NCBI's taxonomy places the organism in Eukaryota, Metazoa, Arthropoda, Insecta, Diptera, Drosophilidae. The record is from RefSeq and is a predicted model, not a curated record. The transcript has 2 exons.
UAGCUUUCAUAUUUUCCAUUAUUCUAAAUUCUGUUUUGUAUAGUAUAUAGUAACAAUAUCCCACCCGACACCAUUUCAACUAUUCCCGCUGAAAAUAAUUAAAUCAAGCUGGGGCAGCGCCCGUUCGAGAUGGCCAUGAAUGGUUGGAUCUGCCUCGAGAGCCUCCUGCCAUAUCUCCCUUUGGUGCACGCCCCGUAUGUUUGUACAUACAUAUAUAAACUGUUGCGACAAUGUCAACAUGCGAAGUUCUUCCUACCGCAAAGAUGACAGAUGACCACUUCAUGAACCCAUGCAUUUUAAUCCGCAGGCUGCAGUCCGGGCUCUUUUGGCCUGGCCAAAAAACAAUGCCCAUGCGGCCCAAAAGGGUUGGGAUCCUGCAUCCGGCCUGGCUUCAGGGAUCUUUAAGGAUGGGUAUGCCGGUGGUCCGAAGACCAGUCCGGGUGGAUAAUGAUGGAAGUGCACUCGGCCUGGCUCGCGAAUCCUCUUUGUCUGUCCCUUUUAUGUCCCAGUCAAAUUACCUCAAUAGCUGGAGAAAAGGGCAAAGAGUGGGGUGAGGAAAAUCCUUUUUUCUCGGCCCUUCGUUAAGGCUAUGGAAAGUAAAAUGUAUAAUGUGUAUUCUUCUGCAAAGGGGGAAUUAUUUAAGCGGGCUUAAUAAAAAAACGCUCUGCGUAAUGCAAGGAAAUAAUGUACCUAUAGUCAAGGGAUAAUCAUGGAUUAAUAAUACAACACAAUUGGACAGCUUUAUUAUAUUUUUAGUUGCUGCAUUUAUAAGUAACUAAUAGUCAUACAACUAAAUGAUGCCACAAGAAAUAUUCUAAAGCCCUUAUAUACUAAGCCACUACAUAUAUACUAAGCCACAUACCGAAAACCUAUCAACUAAAAAGCUAUAACCAAAAUCCAAAAGCUACCAAGUUUUAGGUCAUGGCAAAUAUUUCAAUAUAAAUAUAUAAAAAAAUAUUACGCAUACGCGUUCAAGUGCAAUUUAUGACGGGAACCACUAUCUCUUUCGCUCGAAAAUCCAUAAGCUUAAGCAAGCUGUAGGCUAAAUCCUGCGCAAAUUUCCAGGCGUCUCGUUCAGUCGAAUUGGUUGAGGAAAAUUGCCGAUCCUAAGCCGGCAAUAAAAAUAUCAACAGCAGCGAACGAGCAAGGAUAUGCAAAAUAAAAAUGGCAACGCCCUCCUAUUAUUGGCUGACUCCGUGGCCUGUUUCCUAUUUGUUUAAUAUUUUUAUGUACUCGAGC